CAGAAAUGAAGCGGUAAUUCGUUUAAGAAUUUUGCACGAGAAUUGUCAGUCUUUUUCCUCUUCUUUCUACUUCCGCACCAAAGGCACAAAAUGCGUAUUACAUUUCUUAUUUUAACAAAUGCAGUCCUCGUAUUGGCAGCCAAUCAUCGACUUCGCGUAGACAAUCAGGAAUUAUCAUCACACCGUAAAAAAGAUUUGAAGUUUAAAACGGAAAAGAACACUAAUAUCACAUUACAUGGUUCGAAAGAAAAUAAAAUUACAAACGAUGAACGUUCAAAAGAAAGAAAAGAAGAAUAUGAGAACCCUUGGAACUUAUCAAAAGAGUCAGAUAGAAUACAAUUUCAAAUGGAAGGUCACGAAGGGCCGCAAACGUACAUCUUUGGAUUCGAUACCGGGCAUGGAAAGAGCAGACAGUACAGAUUGGAAGAAAGGCUCCAAGAUGGCACAGUAAAAGGACAGUAUGGAUAUUACGACGCGAGAGGGAAAUUAAGAACGGUUCGAUAUGUUGCUAGACCUUUUGAAGGCUAUACGGAAAAACAUCAUGAAAUAACACACCGAAAUUAGACAACAGAAUGGUAGGUUCUCGUUUCCUUAAAAGAUAUUAGAAUGAAGUGCAAAAUAUAUUUGUAGAAAUUAAAAUUCACGCGAUAAGAUUCGAGUUGUAUUGCAUUAAACUUUUCGAAAGUUAGAAAAUAAUUGCUAUGGAAUUUCACGUCUUUAACAAACUUCGGCAGUUAUAUACUACACACUUUAAAAAAUACAGUUAUUUGGAUUAAAUCAUUUAUUUAACAGUAACAACAGCUAUACAAGAAAAAUAAAAACAAAAAUGAAAGUUAAGUUCAAAUGUUAAUUUGAAUACAGAGAUAGUAAGAAGACUCUUCAGAAGACAUACCCAAACAUAUAUUUGUAUAUGUGCGUAUAUGUAUUUCCUUAUAUACAUAACAUCCACACUCAUAACAUACACCCACUUACAAAAGUAUUUGAAUAAAAACGUUAAGGUAAAAUAUAUACCUUAACAAAAUUAUUUGCAACUAUAUUAUUUAAUUAAUAUCAGCAUAAUAUUAGGCGAUUUUUCUUUUUAAUAAAGUGUGCAGU
Colletes gigas is the source of this 1095-nucleotide messenger RNA. RefSeq lists its product as uncharacterized. Lineage: Eukaryota; Metazoa; Arthropoda; Insecta; Hymenoptera; Colletidae. The record is from RefSeq and is a predicted model, not a curated record. The coding region runs from base 91 to 564 and encodes 157 amino acids. The transcript has 3 exons.